This is a messenger RNA of Hyposmocoma kahamanoa, 3683 nucleotides long. RefSeq lists its product as uncharacterized. Lineage: Eukaryota; Metazoa; Arthropoda; Insecta; Lepidoptera; Cosmopterigidae. The record is from RefSeq and is a predicted model, not a curated record. The transcript is spliced from 6 exons. The coding region runs from base 59 to 2530 and encodes 823 amino acids.
CGCGCUCUACACCCGCGCUACGCCGCUUAGACUCUGCUACGCGGCUCGCAGCUACGAAAUGUUGACGUGCACUGUAGUGCUCUUGGCACUGUUUGCCUCAGCCCAAGGACGAGCGGUAAACAUCAGCAACACAUGGGUCUUGCCUGAAGAAGGAUUCCCUGUAUUCUACCGCUACUUCAGGGACCGCAUUUCCUGGUACGAGGCUGAUGCCGUCUGCCAGUUCCAUCACGCAAACCUGGUUACAGUGGACACUACGGCUCAAUAUGAUGCGGUGCGAGCAUACCUCAAAGAGUUGGACAUAUCGAGCGCUGUUUGGGUGGGUCUUAUUCGCAGCAAUCCAGACGGAGACUUCACAUGGACCGACUAUCGCGGCCUGAGUGGCGAUGGUUACUGGAGCUCACCGCCUGACACUCGCGCUGCACCGCUCUGCGUCGCAGCAGAUCCUGCGGCUGAUUACCGCUGGGAAGCACUUGCUUGCGGAGGACCCACAGUCGCCUCCUUCAUUUGUGAACUGCCCGUGCCUCAAUGGGCCCUAGGAAAUGAAGGCUGCAUGGUUCGAGAGUUGCCUGCUCUCACCGUGCUAUAUCUCCCUGAAAGCGCAGCGGUUCAACUUACAGCCGACUGCGGACUAGCUGGUGUUAAACGCGUCCAGUGUACAGGAAAUAUGAAACGUGAAAACCUUUUAAAGGAUCUUUCGUGUGUGGAAGAAGACGAAUCGACUACUCCUCGGCUAUUAUCGACAAGUGCAUCAUGGCCAGUCGUAACGGAUAGUAAUUUCAAUAUUACCGACCAAGAUAGCCUUAAUGACACUACCACCGAAGAGGACAUUGUUACAGAACGAGAAACAGAUGUAACAAAAUCCAAAACCUCAACGAUAACUCCGUCACCUUACGUUCCACAUAUAAAGCAACAAACCAAAGUAAACGAACCGAGUUAUCCUUAUUCUCAAAAGAAUGUUAACAUUGAUUUACUGCAUACCAAUAAUCAACUUAGUAACGACAUUCCCAAACUUGCCAACAAUGAUAAAUAUUUAUCUAUUGAACAAUCACAAAAAUUAGAAGACGAAAAGCAUAUGCAUUAUAAAAUGUUACAUGAGGAGUUGGCCAGACUUGGCAACUUCGAGACAAUUUUCACGCAACCGACAGACCACUUCGUUCCGCCUCUUGUAAUGGCCAAAGCUAAAAUCAGCGACGAUAUGACAGUUUUAUCUUUGGCAGAAAAACAUGCUCAACAUAUUGCUGAACAACACGUAGCAAAGCAUAAUUUUCUUGAUGGACAUAGCAGUCCUACGUUGGAUGGUGUAAAUAACAAUACUCCCAAAAUUACAAUAGAUGAACAAACAAAAAUAGAAAUAAUAGAUAAGCCCCUAGUGAUUCCUAUACAGUCUAUAAAAACUAAAGAAGUAGUCAACAAAGAUAAAAUCAAGAACAUGUUACCCAAAAAAUACAAUGAAAAAUAUGAUGAUCCAAAAAAUAAAAAUUUCAAGAUAGACGGUAAGCUGUAUAAACUGGAAAAAGCGUUGGAAACUGUAACUUCAAAUUUCAAAGCAACAGCAGCGACUACUGCGGAAAUACUAACCAUUCAUAAAGACACUUUGGCAGAUGAUCUGUCUAUUGAUCUGCAAGUUAUUUUGAAAGAACCAACCACAGAAACCUAUGACAAAGGGUCGCAAUCUGAUAAAUCUAAAUUCGAGCAAGAAGUAAACUUCACUAGUACAGAGAAACCCAACACUAUAUCAUCAGCGCAAAAAAAUAUAGCUGCUGACGAAAGCCAGACGACAAACAAUAGAGCUUUUGUUUUCCACAACUUUUCUAACAUUAACAGGCUAAACGAGACUUAUGUUACUCAGGUGCAAACUACUGAAAAAACAUCAACUUCCAUUACAGCCAAACCUCAAACGGAAAGUGUAACAAUGAAUCAUGAAGUAAUAAAAAUCACGUUAUUAAGCGACAACGUUCACACAGGACCAACCGAAACUGUAUUUGAAAUUACCACGAGAAUGCCUGAGUUUAAAGAAACAGUAAGUGUGAUUAACGUGGACGAUCCAGCCAUCACAGUCCCAACAAUAGAUCAUGACAAUUUAACGGAUGCCAAAGAUGUUGUUACUACUACUUCUAACCCCAUCACCUACACAUUUGAAGACAAUGCAACUACUCUUCAUACAAAAGAAAACAUACAACCUGAAAUAAUUUCAUCUACAAUGUUAACAAAAACAGAACAUUCAAUCUCAACAAUGACUUUACCACCAGAAGUAAAAAAUAAAGCAAUACAAUACAGCACAGAACAGCCUAACACAACGGCUAGUCCUCAGCAUUAUUCUGACACCGACAAGACGUCAAUGUUAAACAUAACAGAUGUGACUGAAGAUCUUGACAAUGAUUCCACUGAAAGCCUUGAAGAAAUAGACGACUCUAAUUCUCCUUUGCUCUCGGCUGCAAAUCAGCCACUGCACCGACCGAACAGAUCACGGAGACCACAGACACCAAGUCGUAUAAUUAAAAAGUUCAACCCAUUUCGUAUGUUAGGUUAGGAAUCUCACGUGCUUUUAAUGAGUAGUUUGACUGCCACAAGGAAUUCUAAUAAUGACUGAUCAAGUUCUAUAACAUCUAUUGAAUUAGAAUUCAUGGAUCCUCGUAGUUAUUUGUAUUGUGAUGGCACGGUGCACUUAGCGAUUCCAAUUUGUUUAUAUAUGUAAUGUAAUAAUGCAAUGCAGAAAUGAUAGUAGCGGUGUCUAUUUUCGCACAUCCUAGGUUUAAAUCACAUUGUAAUUAGGUAUUGAUUUUAAAUUUUGGCUUCUUCUACUUAAGGGUCGAAACACAAAACCGCGAAGCGUGUAUCGCAGAAAUCUACGUGCUCGCACAUUCCUGCGAUGUGAAUCUUCUUUGUGUUUUGUACCUAAACUUGCUUAUCAAUAACAGUACUUCAACACUCUUUUUACGAUCUAUGUCGCUACCUAGCUUAAAAAAUACAUUCAGUACGGUUAAUGAUCGUCGAAGGAAUGGUUACUCGAACCGUGGCAGUGAGAUGCCUUGCCGCACGAAAUCGCAUCGCAGCAAUUCGCGUCGCAGUUUUCUGCGUUGGGAAUUCGUUUUAUGUUUCGAUCCUAAUUCAGAAGUUAAUAUUGCAUAGUAGAAUAGAAAAAAAUAGAAUAAAUAUUAGUCAAUUCUGAUUCAAAUGUAGCAUAGCUAUAUCCCCAUAAUUUCACUAGAUCGUUCAGAGUAUGUAUAACACAAACAGAUCGUGUUUGCCAAAAUCAUUAAGCAUGUGGCAGUGUUAGGAGUGUAGAUAGAGGUAAUUAUGGCACGUCCUAUUGUAGGUAACAUUUAUUAUAUCAUACUCAAAAACCAAAUUGGAGUGAAAAAAAUUCACUUACCAUAUCAUUGUAGGUUAAGACUAUUAUGUUAAAUUAAACUUAUUUUUGUGAGAUUUAAAAUUUUUGAAAGUACUGUGCACAAGUGAAUUAUAAAUGAAUGCAAAGGAUGACACGUACACCUACAAUGAUACAAUGACAUCGCGCUGCUAACUUAAUUAUUACCUACACUCUGGCUACAGGUAAUUUCUAGUAUCAGAUACCUACGUGCUUUCAAUUAACAUGUAUGAGUAAAGAUACAAGAGAUACAUACGGGAAGUUGUGUAGAUAUUAUCCUUUGUAUUAAUAUUUUAUUUAUCAUUUACUGUACGUA